GAGCUCGGAGCUGGUAGGCACCCGAAGUUUCUUCUCAUAAUGGAGAGUUUGCUUUCUGGUGAUUCGUGUCACACUCCCCACUGCCUUUCCCUCGCAGGAAAGUUAUUCAUAUUUGACUCUAAACGAGCUUCUGUCACACAUGACAGCGAAAGAAGUGAGUUAGUGUUCCGCAGGCUUUCGUUUGACCGGGAAGCCAACGCGUUCCUGGAGGCAGCGGCAGCAGCAGACAUCAUCAGCGGGAGGAGAUCAUCGCAUGUGGAUAUCUUAAAAUGCAAAUACGCAUUAAAUGUGCAGCAGAGAGUCACCACACCGUGCGUUUUGGUGUCGAAGAAGAGUGAGACAGGAGAGGGCUUCCAGUUUAGUCUCCUCACACUGAGCAGCUCAAACCUACUGCAGCCCUGCAUUGAGUUUAAACUCAGUUAUCAAAUCAAGGAGGAUGUGUAUAUCCUCAAGGGUCCCACAGUGUUGUGGAGCCAUGCUGGUGAUGUCUUCUAUACAUCUCUGCAGGCAGGAGAGGUGAGACAGAUCCCCAUUCAGCUGUCCCACAGUGUUGCUGGAGAACUGCCCCUCCACACAGAACAGGUGUUUGUUCUUGGACUGCAAAACGGUCCAAAACAGCGCUUGGCUAUCAAACCCCCAAGCCAAACCCAGGGUUAUUUUAUUGAGAAUGGACAUGUGUUUGAUGGCACUAUGAUAUUGCCCCAUCCCUACAUUUGCCUUACAAGGUGCAUGUUGGUACUCUCAGCGGAAAAGGUGGAUGGAGAUGGGGCGCUGAAAUGCACUCUGGUCGCAGCCACUUCUUAUCAGCAACUUGUUUACUUUGAGAACGGCGCAGUGAAAGACAUCUGUCAGCUCCCCUUUGAACAACCUGAGGAGAUUCAAGUGGUCAACACAGGAAGAAACGGCUGUCUGUUCGCCGUAUCCUUUCACCAAGGGCACGUAUGCGCGGUAUGGAAGGAAACAUUUCAGAUAGCCGCCCAGUGGUCAGAUGUCAGCUCGGUCCUGGUGGAUGACUUCUUGGGAUGUGGAUCAGACCAGAUGCUGUUGGUUUUUAAGGGCCGAGGUGAAACAGGACAGCCACUGGAAAGAUUUCUCCUCACUGACCUGUGUGGCACCUCGUAUGCUCGCUGCCAGGACAGUGAGGCACCAAAGAUAUCUCCUCCACCAGAGAACUACCUCCUCACUCUUCAAGCAUUAGAGUCCAGACUGCAGAGUGGAUUGAGCGUGCUGCAGGAGCUUCAAAGAGAAGUAAGAGUGAAAGAAAGAGUCCUGCAGCAGUCGGUCCAAGCCCUCACUGAUGUGGUCUCGGAGAAAGAAUCUACUCUCACACAGCCAGAGCAGGAAGGCCUCACUGCUCUCUGGGACACCGAUGAUGGGUCCAAGGAGGAGGCCUCGGAUGACAAGACACGAGACAUGCCAGCAGUAUCUUCAAAACCUCAAGUUGACAAGCUGUGGCGUCGCAUUGCCAAGGACCAAUUGGUUGUGGGAGUGAUACUAACUAUUGACAGCUCUGUACCAGUGGCCAGUAUGAGCUUAUCCAUCCUGACAGAGACGGGCCGGAGCUCGACGCCUGCAGUCAUCCAAACCCAGAGCCAAGUGUUCUGGCUCCCUGCACCCUGCUCCUCAUCAUCAUCCUCCUCCUGCUCCUCCUCCUCCUCUGCCUCCACGUUCCAGGAGCCAGCAGCCAAAAGAAGCAAGCAGCACAACGCCGGCAGCCCCAGUGAUCUCAACACAUGCAGACUGGCUGUGACUGCUGUGACCAGGCUGACACCUCUGUUGAACUCUGGCUGUGUCAAGUGCUGUGUCAUGCUCCAUUACGUCCAGAGACAAGACGCUUUUGGCCUCGUGAGCAACCCAACACCGGCCGUCGUACAUUGCGGUCAGGUCGCCUUAAACAUUCACAGUAUUGUCCAAACCCGACUGCUGAAAAACCCUGAACUCAAAACAGAUGAGGUUAAAGAGGACCUGCUGAGUCUGAUGGUGGUGUUGGACCGCUGGGUCUUCCAUAUAUACUGUCCUGAUCACAGCUUAGGUGAUAUAGAUGGCUGGAUUCAGAAAAGAGUGGGUUGUAAGAGGAUAGAAGUGAGUCCUCAGUAUCUACUUUUAGAUUCUUCAGGACCAUCUGCUCUCAUGCUGCUGCACUGGCAUCAGAUAACCCCAUUCCAGGGGGAACUGUCUGUCCACUCCAGCCAGUUACAGGUGCUACAGUUCCUGGACUCUCUUUUGGCUUACCUCCCGGCAUCCUGCUCCAUCCAGCCUGUCAAAGCUUCAAGAGGGCAGGGAGCAGAUCGAAUAUUGUCUUUGGCAUUAGAGAAAGAGGUGGUGUCACUCCGAGAGUGCGCAUCAUUACUACUCUGUGACGAAGAAGAGGAUAUGGAGAGGAAGAGCCUUGGACAUGAGGAGACCCCUGAGCCAGCCUCUGUGAAGGGUCUCCAGAGGUGUCGCGAGGUGUGGCAGCAGGACGUUGAGAGGAGCAGGAAGAGGUUGAGCCCCCUGGUGGAUGUGGGGAGGUACCGUAGGCUGACCCAAAACAUGUCCCAAGUGCUGCUCGAUGGGGAUUUGGCAGCUCUUUUAAAAACACAGACAACUUUGCCCUGCUAAUUUACUGCACAUGUGGUCGUUAUUGGAAAUCUCAGUGCUUAAUCUGUGUUACCUGGACAAUCAUGUUGUACUAACGGGAAAAAAAAGGCUUUAAUAGUAAAUGGUGUCAAGUGUAAUCACAUAGAGGACAGUUCAUUAUGUAUGCACUGCACAUUUCACCUGAGAGCUCCUCCGGUUGCUGGCUUGCUUAUAACCCUGUGUGUCUGCUCCAGCCUCAUGGGGUUUUUAUCUGCUUGGUGUCUGUUGCUGUAGAGAGCCUCGGCCUAUUUGCAUUGGAUCACUUCCUGGGCUUCACAGCCUUAAUCUGAUACUGAUGUGAUACUGCUCUCUGCUUAUUCUUCUGUUGAUGUCCCUUCAGAACCUCUGUGUGUUCAGUAAACACUCUUUAAUGUCAUCGUCUGCUGCUGCCGCUGUGUGCUAUUCAGUAGGAAUCCUCCUCUCUGAGAGUGAGAAGCUGUUUGUGUAUGAAAAAAAGACAACAGAUGAUGGUAGAUGAAAAGGGUUAUACAUCUGCUCAGUGGCUGGAAGUUGACUGAAAGCUUUUAGUUGCAUUUCCCCCCAUGGUUCAGUUAUUUUCAUGUGAAAGGAUAUAAAUAAAAAGUCCUUGGAUGCUGUUCUUCCUGUGAUGCGGCACAGGCUGUCAGCACAGUUUGUUAAAAAUACUAUUCGUCCAAGCAAACAUCAAACCCUACUUUAAAGGACCAUGGCUUUGCUGGAUAUAUACGGUCUGCAGCAGCUUGACCAGUGGUGUUUGAAAAAAUUGCUGUUGAGGUUUUUUUUUUCCUCCCAGUGGGGCAUAAAAGACGAGGAUGUGCAUUUUGUUUGUUCCCAGAGCUGCUCUGUGUGUUUGUAGUGCUCAGUCUGAGGAGAGAUAACCCCCCCCCGUUUACACCUUCAAUGUCUCUGCCUCAUUGCAAGUAACAACUUCCACUGGACUGACUGCUACAGGACUUUAAAGUUUCUUAUUUUCAUGAGUCAUUCCUGAAGUGUUACUUUUUUAAAAAAAAAAAAACAAGAUUUGCAGCCCAAUAAAAUUUUUCGUUAUAUUCAGACACAGAAAACAGAAAACUCCUCCCCUAUGCCUUCUAUCCAGCUGCAAGACGGUACACACCGCUGUCAAUUCUAGCAUCGAAGGAGAGUAGUGAAUUCUGUACAGUAAAUAACACUCAUAAGUGGAUCACACGUGAAAAUGAAAAUUCAAUAGAAUUGGUGUUCCCUUAAAGCCCCGACUGUCACCUAGAGUAAGAUAUAUGGUUUGUCAUCCCCUUAUUUCCUGUUAACUUGUAUUAACUGUGAGUGGUGGUGGAGGGCUGCAGGGUCCCCUCACUUUAAUGGGGAAUGAAAAUGUGUUUGAUGAAAAAACACUUUGGCAACUCAGACAAUGAGAAACAAAAAUCUGCACUCCAUCUAGCUUCAUAUGACUUGCAGUCAAAUUGACAAAUGACAGAUAGCUGCAUCUUGUGACACUUGAUAUAGAAGCUAAUCUCUGCCAGGAAGAAAAAUGUAACUUAAAUCAUUAUUAAAAAAGAAAUUGUCUUGAAAAACCAAAAGCUAAUUUGCUUCCCUGAUAAUACUGUAUGUCAGACCGUUUUAUUAAUGUGUUAUAUAUCAUAUAUAAGGUCAACAAAUAUUUUAAUAGCAACAGUUUAGUUAAAUUGAGUUCCAAUGAUAUUCCAAUUCUAGGCUGAGCCUUUUGCUCACAUUUUAACCAAAGAUUGUUUGUUUUAAUGAUAUCACCUUAAGAUGCAUUAUGAUGAAUGGUGCUUUGCGCUGUUGAUGUCGUCAUGAUGAGUGCACUGGUCUGGUCUGUGCCGGCAGUCGACUGAUAUUGAUUGGGGUCAGAGGGUCCCUGUCCUCUAGACUCUGGAACUAAG
Acanthopagrus latus (yellowfin seabream) is the source of this 4475-nucleotide messenger RNA. RefSeq names its product FA complementation group B (gene fancb). Lineage: Eukaryota; Metazoa; Chordata; Actinopteri; Spariformes; Sparidae. The record is from RefSeq and is a predicted model, not a curated record. Gene Ontology annotation, cellular component: Fanconi anaemia nuclear complex. Gene Ontology annotation, biological process: negative regulation of double-strand break repair via homologous recombination; interstrand cross-link repair; positive regulation of double-strand break repair via homologous recombination. The coding region runs from base 40 to 2601 and encodes 853 amino acids. The transcript has 8 exons.